UUAGUUCGAUCCGCGCUGCUGAGCGGGCGCGCACUUUGUUUUAGUAUUCGGUUUUUAAAUACAGUUUUGCAAGCAUAGUGGAUUAACAAGAUACGAUGUGGCUAGAUAGGUUAUUAAUACUUUGCGCUGUUCAAAUAGCGCUUGUUAUAAUUUGCGUCGCGGCUGACGACUACAAAUGGGCGUGCGACAACGGCAAGUGUCUCAAGACACGCCAUGACCCCAAGAACAAGGAACCCGCCCUGAGCUUGGAGGCCUGCAAGAUGUUCUGCAACGAACAUGGUCUCCUCUGGCCAAGGCCUACCGGCGAAACGGACCUCGGUAACUUCCUCUCCAAGAUCAACCUGAACAGUAUCGAGAUGAAGAUCGAACGGCAUGGUGGUACUGACAAACAGAUGCAGGCAGCUUUUCAGAGAUUUCUCAGUAUUGUGGCUCUAGCCAUACCCAAAGAUGCGAUACCGAAAACCAAAGGCAAGGUGUUAGUUGUACAUCUUAUCAACCAGGAUCCCGAUAACAGCGAUUUUUCCUUGGACAUGCGUGAAAACUACACACUUAAAAUAUCCGGGAACAACGAUAAAGUGGAAGCCUUUAUAACUGGAGGGUCGUUCUUCGGAGUCCGCCAUGGCCUAGAAACACUCUCUCAGCUCAUUCUUUACGAUGAUAUCAGAGAUCAUCUCUUGAUUGUUCGUGAUGUUAGCAUUGUGGACAAUCCGGUCUACCCAUACCGAGGCUUGCUUCUCGAUACAGCAAGGAACUACUAUACCGUGGACUCUAUUAAGAGAACUAUAGAUGCAAUGGCGGCGGUGAAGUUGAACACUUUCCACUGGCACAUCACGGACAGCCAGAGCUUCCCCUUCGAGUCUAAGAGGAGACCGACGCUUUCCAAAUAUGGCGCCUAUUCUCCUUCUAAGGUGUACACCCCAGCGGCGAUGCGCGAGGUGGUGGAGUACGGGCGCGUGCGCGGUGUGCGCGUGCUGCCCGAGUUCGAUGCGCCCGCGCACGUCGGGGAGGGCUGGCAGGACACCAACCUCACCGUCUGCUUCAAGGCGGAACCUUGGGCCUCGUUCUGCGUUGAGCCCCCGUGUGGUCAGCUGAACCCCACGAGGGAUGAGUUGUACGAGGUGCUAGAAGACAUUUACACGGAUAUGGCAGAGAUAUUCCAGCCGGACAUGUUCCAUAUGGGCGGAGACGAGGUCAGCGAGCGCUGCUGGAAUGUUUCCGAAGAAAUCCAGCAGUUCAUGGUCCAGCACCGCUGGAACCUGGACAAGGCCGGCUUCCUCGAGCUGUGGGACUACUUCCAGAAUAAAGCACAAGAGAAGGCGUACACGGCAUUUGGCAAGAAGCUGCCGCUGAUCCUAUGGACCAGCACGCUGACAGACUACAGCUAUGUUGACAAAUAUCUUAACCCGAAUGAUUACAUCAUCCAAGUGUGGACAACAGCGGUAGACCCUCAAAUCCAAGGGUUACUUUCGAAGGGGUAUCGUCUCAUUAUGUCCAACUACGAUGCGUUGUACUUAGACUGCGGCUUUGGUGCUUGGGUUGGCGCAGGGAACAACUGGUGCUCUCCCUACAUCGGCUGGCAGAAAGUUUACGAUAACAGUAUAGCAGUCAUGGCCUCCGAGAACAAGGAUCUAGUUCUAGGAGGUGAGGCGGCCCUGUGGUCCGAGCAGUCGGACACGGCCACGCUGGACCAGCGCCUGUGGCCGCGCGCCGCCGCGCUUGCCGAGCGGCUCUGGACGGAGCCCCCCACCACGUGGCUGGACGCCGAACACCGUAUGCUGCACACAAGAGAACGCCUCGUCCGUAUGGGAAUCCAAGCAGAGUCCAUCCAGCCAGAAUGGUGCUAUCAGAACGAAGGCUAUUGCUACAGAUAAGCAACAACCGUCCAAACAAUACCUUACGGCAGUAUUUCUAGCGAAAUAUUAGUGCUGUUUAUUGUAUAAUUUACUAUCUUAUGAGUCGAGAUUAAAUAAUUCAAUUACAUGAGUACCUAUACCUAUAUAAGGUUACAAUUCUUAAAGAAUUCUGAGAAUGUAUAAGAUCCCAGACAUUCUGUGAAUUUUUGAGCCAUGUAAACAUCUAAUCCAGUCACCCAGUAAUCCAGUCCAUAAGUCCGGUAACCCCUAUGACUAACUAGGGAACCUGAUUUUACCCCUCCUCCCAAUGGUAAUAAAACAUAAAUCGUGUACGUUUGUUGUAUUGUUAUAUUAGGUUAGCUUAUUACCCCCGUAAAAUACCAGUUUUACCCCCACGGGGGUAAUUACCCCCAGGUUAGGAACCAAAAAAAAAAUUUUGUCAUUGUUCAAAAUCAAAAUACGCAAGCAUGAAAUCACAAACUAAUCCGCCUCUUUUAUGAGUUUAUGCUAUUUUAACUUUGUUACCUAAUAUAAGGUAACUCGGUUUUCCUAAGUAUAUCUUCUCAAUAUUCUCAUAGACCUGAUUUAGCUAAUGAUUGUUUCAUAGCAAACAUUUCUUUUGACAUUGCAUAUGGCUAAGUGUUUGUUCAGUUAUCUCUGUCUAGUCAAUUCACUCACUUGCUUUUAGAACCUGCACUUAGGUGAUGGGGGCUUGUUAGAUCUUAACCAUUGAGAAGUAAAAAUAACAUUUAUUUCGUAUAUUGAGUCACAUGGCAAAUUCACAGAUAAUGUGGGGUUUAGACUACAAGUGCACGCUGUGCUAACUGUUAGUGAUUCUAUUGCCUUGGCAUAAAUAUAAAUAAGUAGAUAAUAAGAGUAGGUGCAUGAAACUUCGUCUAUAUUAUACUAAACUAUUUUUUGGCGCGUACAGUGACGUGGUUUCUUUUAACACGUUUACUGGGAUAUAAUACAAUAGAACAAAUCUAAUACCUAUUAUUAUAUUAUUGCACGUAUGGUUUUUGUAACUAUUGAACUAAUUCCAAUAAAUUUAUUAUAUAA
This is a messenger RNA of Cydia fagiglandana, 2912 nucleotides long. It is a transcript of the gene Hexo1, whose product is annotated as chitooligosaccharidolytic beta-N-acetylglucosaminidase. The record is from RefSeq and is a predicted model, not a curated record. Gene Ontology annotation, biological process: carbohydrate metabolic process; protein deglycosylation; glycosaminoglycan metabolic process. Bases 96 to 1871 code for a protein of 591 amino acids. Gene Ontology annotation, cellular component: lysosome; plasma membrane. The transcript has 16 exons. Gene Ontology annotation, molecular function: beta-N-acetylglucosaminidase activity. NCBI's taxonomy places the organism in Eukaryota, Metazoa, Arthropoda, Insecta, Lepidoptera, Tortricidae.